Molecule: messenger RNA, 3893 nt
Organism: Xiphophorus couchianus (Monterrey platyfish)
Lineage: Eukaryota; Metazoa; Chordata; Actinopteri; Cyprinodontiformes; Poeciliidae
Gene: spata2l
Product: spermatogenesis associated 2-like
Exons: 3
Coding region: 1902-3191 (429 amino acids)
Cellular component (GO): cytoplasm
Source: RefSeq, a predicted model, not a curated record
CCGAAGCGUCCGCCUCCACUUGGUGUUAGAGCCAGCGCUGGCUUCAGAACCGAGACUUCUUUGAGGAAAAAGGAGAAAUGUGUUUUGUUUUGAGAAUUACUGAAAGCCCGGGUGGUGUCGAACCUCAGAAUUAAGGCGUUUGGAGUUGACCAAAACCGAGCUUUUAUUCGGGGCGGGUCCGGGACAGGACCGAACUUUACUUUGGAUCAACCUUAGAACUUUAAACGGCGCUGAAGUUAGCUUCCGGUUCGGUGGUUCAUUAAUGGGCUAUUUCACGAGUUUAAGGAAUCAGGUCUACUUUUGACUAUCUAGAGUUUUAGUCGAACCGAAUUAUUCUACUGAUCCCUCAGAUUCUUGAAAACAUGGUUUAUGGUUUGGAAACGUUUUCAUUUAUCUGGAAAUACAUUUUUUAGCAAUUAAAUGAGCAUAAACGGAGUUGAGUUUUAAAACCGCAGAGCUGGGACCAGUUGAACAGGGACCAGUCCAGUCCCAGUUAAGCUUAGGGUUGAUCUGCAUUGAUUCUGCUGGCUAUAGCGGCAGUUUAUGAAUGAAGGAAUGAGGAACAACUGGUUGGUUCUGAAUGACUGACGCUGUUAAAGAGAAAGACAAAAACCGGAACAAAACAGUUUCAGAUUGGUGGCAUUACAUCAGGGUUGGACCUGCAGUGUGGGUCCAGAGCAGCACAGUUCUGGUUCUGAUCCAAUCUGCACCUCUGAUGACAACACAAAAAUACCCAGAAUUUCACUGGUUACCUGCUAUUUUAUAUCAUGUAAUCAGAUAUAAUCUGGGCUUAUUUGGGCUGGUUUCACUGCGGCUUCAGGUUCUGUCUGACCCGGUCCAAAAAAUGAACUAAUUUCUUCCAAACCUCAGACGGUCAGAACCUUCUUCAGGUUUCCUGCUUAAGUUUCAUUUGAGCUCAAACUUUAGGGUAGAUUUUGGCAGUUACAUAAAAUAAUGAUAAAAAGUAAUAAAGAAACAACACAACACACAUCGUAGUAAACAGAAGGAAAAAUGCAACAAACAAAAGUUUUUAUUCUUAGAAUCUUAUUUUGAACUAGAGCUGAUUUUAAAAAACAUUUAAAAAAUACAACAGGAAAUAGCCCUUUACUGCCCCUCUGAAUCACAAGCUAACUUCAGCGUUGAGUUCAGGGCACUGAAGUUAGCUUCCGAUUCUGAAAUUCAAUUUUUACUUCAAAAACAGCAGAAAUAAUUUCUGUAAGGAACUGCUUCAGGAAGAACAACAGAAAAGCUAAUAACUUUACACAGAGACAGAUUGACCUGUUUGAUUAUAUUUAAACGUCCACUUCCGGUUCAUAAUGUCCCUGUCUGGUUUUAUUAAUUCUGGAUUUAUUUUCUUACUUCUGAUGAAAGCUGGUGGAGAACUGGAAAGACAGGAACUGACAUCAUCACUGAUUAAAACAGUAAAAGUUUGGGAAAAUGCCCCAUAGUUUUAAUCAUUUUCACAAAUAAAAACCUUAAAAAUAUAAAUUAAGAUGUUUUAAAUAGCUAUUUAUUAUGGUUGUGGCAGCAUCAUACUGUGGGAAGAUGGGCAGAGAUAAUCAAAACACUCAGAUGAGACUGGGGUCAAAGUUCAGCUUACAGCAGCCAGAAAUAUUAUGGUUCAAUUCAAAGCUCAUUCAUGGGUUGGAACGGCCUAGUCAAAGUCCAAACCUGAAUACGUUGGAAUCUGUGGGAAAACGGCUGAAGACGCCCUAACCCCAGAGGUUCUGCAGAGUUCUGACUCAGACAGGAGGGAUAUAAAAACACUCCACACUUUUCAGAUUUCAUUAGUGAUGAAUAUUAAAGCCACGAUCCUCCUCUUCCUCACGAUGAAGGUCCACUCGCUGGGUACCGAGUUCGGGUCCUGGUCCCGGUUCUGAUAUUCUUCUCGUCCCUCAGAGAUGCGCGGUGUGGACCUGGUUCGGGCGUACGACCGGGUUCUGGAGCAGCAGAUCCUGAGUCGGGGGUCGUGCCGGGCCUGUCAGGACGAGGUGUUGAGGUCAGAGGUCGAGGGCCUCCUGGCGACCUCCGACCCCCGGGAGCUGCACAGCCUGGGCCUGGAGCCGCUGCGGCUGAUGGAGGAGGUUCUGGAGGCCCGGCGCGGUCUGGGUCUGCGUGGCCUGGCCCGGACCUUCGAGGUUCUGGAGCAGGCGGCAUUGAACCUGUACCUGGGCCCCUGGAGGGAGGAGUACCGGGUGAUCAAGAUGUACUCCGGUACCUUCACCCACUGCGUCGCUCCGGUACUUUCGGCGCCGCAGACCGAGGAAGUGUUCGGCCUGCUGGGGUACCGGCCCGGCCCGGCCCAGACCCGGUUGCUGCGCCUGCAGCCUGCUGGCGGCGUGGCGGCGCCGCGGGAGCUGCUGUGCCUGGCCUGCGCCUUCUUCCUGGCCCGCUGCGAGUGUCACCUCCUGCUGGCCGCCCUGGGAAAGCGUGGCGGCGCCCGCUGGGAGCUAGGCGUGGUGCGGGAGCGGCGGCAAGGCCAGCGGCUGCAGGUUGCCAUUGACAACACUGAGCGGCUGCUGUCUGUCCCGGAGGACGCAGAGGGAGAGUUGGACCUGUACCGGGACGACAGCACGGCGCCCCCUGGUGGCCAGCGGCGCAGCAACGGGCCGGUGGCGGCGCCCCGCAGCAGGAGGUUUGGUCCGGUCGUUCCCCCGCCGCUGGAGGCAGAGAGAGGGCGACCCCAUGACCUCUGCGGCUGUCUCCGUGCGCCUCCGCUUAGUCUCCAGCGCUGCCUGGACUGCGGUGUCCUCCAUGACAUCACUUGCGUCCACCUGACCGACUGCAACCUGCAGCGCCACCAGGUGGAGCCGGCGAGCGGCGUCCCAGAGACGGGGCCGGAGUGUCCCCGAGACGCCGUCCCCGAGGACACGGCCAUCUCCGGUGACACCGCCGCCUCUCAGCCAAUCAGCUACCACUGUGAAGCGGCCAGCGCCAACCCCCACCUGCUGUGCCUCACCUGCAGAGCUGUCCACGGCGCCGCCUGUGUGGAGGGCAAGCUGUGCCGCUUGGCCCACCGGACCCGCUGCCUGGGGACGUGUUCCUGCGGGAAGUCCUGCUGCGGGACGCCGCGUGUCCUGUGCCUCUACUGCGGCGACGAGUUCUGCAGGGACUGCUGGUACAAGAACCCGCUGACCUGCGUCUGCGGACGCAGCUUCCACCUGUCCACCGACCUGUCCACCUCCGUCUGAGGACUUCCUGCUCUUCGGGCUCAAUGAGCCGAACCUCAGUGCCUGAGAGAGCAACACGUUGCAAGUUCACUUUGUUGCAGCAAACAGGAAGGGCGGGACGGACCGCUGUCAGUCCCCUAGCUUAUUUGGAAGCGGGACCAUUGCACUCCGGAAGUGAAGGGGGCGCCAUUACCUACAUUAUCCACGGUCUCCCAUUUUUAUUUUCUUUUGAAAUCUGUGAUAUAUCUUCACUUUUAGGAAGGAUUUUCACUCUCAGCAUGUAUUUGAACUUCUGUCUUUUAUUUUCUUCAGCUCAGCUCACAGUUUCUAAUAAGUUCUGUAGCUUUCUGUGAACUUCUAAAUCGGCUCCUUAGUCGCAUCUUUUCGGGCCUGAUACUGCCUCUAGUGGCGUGGGGUGGUAACAACUAAUAAAAUUACAUUACUAAAUCAGAAUACCACAGGGGGGCGGACCUUGAUGCUCCUACUGCCUUUUUUGAGUAUUUUUUUUUUAAAUCUGUGCGUCAGGAGGCCUGCUUGUGCUUCUCAACAACAGUAUUUAGCUAAAAAUAAUUUAGCAAAAUGAAUGAGUCUGGCUGUUCAGAGGCCGGGCCCAUGGAGGGGGCGGAUCUACGCCUCUAUCAAAUUAUGGGCAAGAAUAUAUUUUUUUCCAACAUGCAUUUGUUUGUGAAUAAAACCGUACAUCUGAUGUUGAAAUUAGAAAAA